AUGAAUGUUAGUGCUAGUUGUGUGGAAGAAUGGCUUCACCAAAAUACUGUUUAUAACUUUAUACAUAUAAGAAAAGCUCUUGGAUUGGCCAUGUUCACUUUUCCAAAUAUCAAGUUCACAAGAGCUAAAUACUAUAAAUCUUCAGGACGUAAUGAGUUUGUUCCGUAUCUUCGUAGAAGGCCAGAACCACCCAUUAGACUCGAACCACCCACCUUGCUCGAACCACCCACCAGGCUCGAACCACCCACCAGACUCGAACCACCCACCUGGCUCGAACCACCCACCAGGCUCGAACCACCCAUUAGACUCGAACCACCCACUAGGCUCGAACCACCCACCAGGUCAGAAUUACAAUCAUUAAUUGAAAAGGUCACAAAAUUGGAAUCUUUAAUUGAAAAAUUAGGAGAUCGUGUAAAAACAUUAGAAACAAGGACUUAA
This is a messenger RNA of Cetraspora pellucida, 438 nucleotides long. NCBI's taxonomy places the organism in Eukaryota, Fungi, Glomeromycota, Glomeromycetes, Diversisporales, Gigasporaceae. The record is from the annotation of a GenBank genome assembly.